Messenger RNA from Dreissena polymorpha, 8211 nucleotides. Its product is annotated as mitogen-activated protein kinase kinase kinase kinase 5-like. Gene Ontology annotation, biological process: protein phosphorylation. The transcript has 32 exons. Bases 158 to 2845 code for a protein of 895 amino acids. The record is from RefSeq and is a predicted model, not a curated record. Gene Ontology annotation, molecular function: MAP kinase kinase kinase kinase activity; ATP binding. NCBI's taxonomy places the organism in Eukaryota, Metazoa, Mollusca, Bivalvia, Myida, Dreissenidae.
GAUAUUGCUAGUAUAAAAUAGCCCGUUAUGUAUUGAGACCGAAUCGACUCGACCAAGCCUCGCGCAUAACCGGAUGUAGAAGGAUAACUGUAUAAACUGUACCAAAAUGUUACAAAAUAUUUCCUCUAAAUCUGAGACAAAGUAAAAGGUGUUCAAAAUGAUGUCCGACGAGAUCAUACGUCGGAAUCCCGUCGACGACUUCGAGCUUAUUCAGCGCGUGGGUAGUGGAACGUACGGUGAUGUUUACAAAGCGAGAGAGAGGAACUCGGGGGAGAUGGCAGCUAUUAAGAUGAUCAAGCUGGAGCCUGGUGACGACUUUGCUGUCAUCCAGCAGGAGAUCAUUAUGAUGAAGGACUGCAAACACUCAAAUAUUGUAGCCUAUUUCGGCAGCUACUUGAGACGAGACAAGUUGUGGAUCUGUAUGGAGUAUUGUGGAGGUGGAUCCAUGCAGGACAUCUAUCAUGUUACGGGUCCCCUGAUGGAGCCUCAGAUCGCGUUCAUCUGUCGGGAGACCCUCAAGGGGCUACAGUACCUGCACAGCAAAGGCAAGAUGCACAGGGACAUCAAGGGUGCCAACAUUCUACUUACAGAUGAUGGAGACGUGAAGUUAGCUGAUUUUGGUGUGUCUGCACAGAUUACACAGACUAUGUGCAAACGAAAGUCUUUCAUUGGGACUCCAUAUUGGAUGGCCCCUGAAGUUGCAGCAGUAGAACGUAAGGGUGGCUACAACCAGCAGUGUGAUAUCUGGGCAGUGGGCAUCACAGCCAUAGAGUUUGCAGAGCUACAACCACCCAUGUUUGAUCUCCACCCAAUGAGGGCCCUGUUCCUAAUGUCCAAAAGUGGUUUUAAACCUCCACAAUUAAAAGACAAGAGCAAGUGGUCUCCAGUGUUUCACAACUUUGUGAAAAUAUCUUUAACUAAAAAUCCUAAGAAAAGACCACCAGCUGAGAAACUAUUAGAGCACCAAUUUAUGCAGGGUGAUUUAACUCGAAGAUUAACUAAGGAGAUUUUAGAUAAAGUACGCAAUCCACAUUCAACUACAUAUGAAAUACAGCCUGACGAUGAGGAUGAGUUGUUGGCAAACGUUCCACAGAGAAUCCCCUCUGCCAACUCCGACAGUAGACAUCGACAGGCGCUUAGUAAUAUUGCCAACAAUAUUUCAACAGAUGAGCAGUAUAAGACAGCAGUCAGCUGGCCGAAAGAAGAUCCCUCUCAAAAGGGAUUGCUAGAAUCUGUAAAUGAAGAACUCUUAAACAGAUUGCCUGUAGGAACCUAUCUUGUUCCAAAACAACGGGCGACGUUGCCAUUAAAGCCGCCUCCAGUUCCACCCAAGCCCGCAGCAAGCUACUUCACUGUAGAGGAAACCUCAGAAAACACAUACCAUGAACCUGAUGAUGACAACGAGGGUGACCUUGACCAGGGGCCUGACCUUGGAACCCUCCUAGACCGGGAGCUCACGCUCACGCCCAACACCCACCUGCCCGCGUUUGACCCGGGUGAGGCAAUGUUCACCCCACCCCUGCCGCCCAAGCUGAGCCGUCGGCAACACAACGGGGUCGCUGUCAGCAAUGGGAAAGCCCGACCCAGCUCGUACCCUCCUGGGGGCGGGGAUGAGGAGGGCAGUACCCCACCGCCUGUGCCCAAGCGAGAGAAGAAAGAAGGGCUGGAUAACACUUUACGGCCAGUCAGUAAUGGUUUACCUCCAACGCCAAAAGUUCAUAUGGGUGCAUGUUUCUCGAAAGUGUUCAAUGGGUGCCCUCUCAAUAUCCGGUGUACUGCUAGUUGGGUGAACCCUGACACCAGAGAUGAGCACAUCUUGAUUGGGGCAGCAGAGGGCUUGUACACAUUGAAUCUGAACGAGAUCCAUGAGGCUUCCCUUGAACUGCUGCACGCCCGACCGUGUUCAUGGCUCUACGUGAUCAACAAUGUCCUCAUGUCCCUGUCAGGUCGGACCCAGCAUCUGUUCCGUCAUGACCUGAUGAUGCUGUACAACAAGCAGACCAAUCUGUUCUCGCUUCCAAAGAAAACAAAGAUUCCUGAAAAAUUUGUUCCCAAGAAGUACACUGCCACAUCUAAGGUUCCGGACACAAAAGGUUGCACGCGGUGCUGUUUCGGCCGUAAUCCAUACAACGGAUAUAAAUACCUGUGUGGAGCUCUGCCAAAUGGGAUAAUUCUUAUGCAGUGGUACGAACCACUGAACAAGUUCAUGCAACUCAAGCAUAAAGUAUUUCCUUACUUUGGCAAGAUAUUUGAGCUGGACGGUGUGCCAGCCUCACCACCCGUGUUUGAGAUGUUCAUAUCCCCGGAGUUAGAGUACCCACUAGUGUGUUUUGGAGUGAGAAGAGGGAACGUAAGUCCGCUGACGUUCGACAUCAUCAAUCUCAACUCAGGCUCCAACUGGUUCACAGACUUCGAAUCCAACCAGGGAGAGAGGCUGCCAGUGGUGAGUGUUACCCAGCUGGAGAGGGACACCGUGCUCAUCUGUCAUGACAACACGGUAUCUGUGAUGGACAACUUGUGGGCUAACUUGAUGCCAGAAUUUGUGAAGGCUGUAUCCAUGUCUGGCAAACUGAAGUCCAGCAAAAGACAGGCUGCAGAGCUGCAUUUUGAUUUCAAGGUGGAGUCACUUGUAUGCCUACAGGACAGUGUUCUCGCCUUCCACAAACAUGGCAUGCAGGGACGCAGCUUCAAGGCCAAUGAGGUGACCCAGGAGAUCUGUGACAAGAGUCGCGUGUUCCGUCUUCUGGGAUCUGAUAGAGUGAUAGUGCUGGAGAGCCGACCCAGUGACCAGCCUGAGGCCUAUUCCAACCUGUACGUGCUGGCUGGACAUGAGAACACUUACUGACCCCUCCCCCCUCCCAAUCACAAUUAUCCAUCCCCUCGCUUUGACCAUGGUCACAAUUGACCAUGCAUAUUGGCCAACAUUGACCAUGCAUUAACCAUACAAGUCAUCUCAUCUUCCCCUGUAGUCACAACUGGGUCUCGGUCCUUGGGGAGCCAUUUCGGCUGUCGCAACCAUACAGGUGAUCAAACAAAUUACCGAAUGACCGUCAAUUUGAUGUGCAUUGAUGAAAGGGUUUAGUAUGAUUUUACCAUGUUCUUUGCCAUGCAUUAAAGUUGCAAUUGUCUUUGGUACGGCCUGGCUAUAACUGUAGAGGGUCCUUAAUGACAUGGCUUUCGCAAGACCCACAAAUUUUGUAAAUUUAUGUGCACAAAUGUCUCUGUGAUCCAGCUAUGUAUGCUGGCCUUUAAGUGCCCAUGUUCUUACUUCAUACCAACAGCGGUUCGGGAUUCCCGAUACAUCGUCCAAUCUUUCAUAUUUCCAAACUAUUUCCUGAUAUGAUAAAGAGAAAACUUGAAAGUGGUGUCGUGCAAAACUGUUGAUGUUUUGUCUGGUAUUAAUGAGGAUAUUGAGUUGAGAAGUGACAUAUCAGACACAAGGCAUUAGUUAUGUGGUUAUUUAAAGUUCAUAGGUUUGUUUAAAUGGUUAAUUGUGUAAAAUAAAACACAGAUACAAUUUUACAGAAUGUAUUGACCUUACUGUAGUCACUUAUGGCUUGGCUUUAUCAUCAACACUCUUUGUUGCAAUCUUAGAACCUUGUAUAUGUUUCGAAGAAAAUACGUACACAAUGAGCCUUUCCCUUGGAAAACUGGGCUUAAUGCAUGUGUAUAAUGUAUCGUCCCAGAUAAACUUGUUCACUCCACACAGGCUUAUCAUGGACGACACUUUCUGCUUUUAUGGAAUCUGUAAAUAAAUAUUAUGCCAAAAGUGUUGCACUGAUAUGCCUGUGCAAACUUAACAGGCUAAUCUGGGACGACACUUUACACACAUGCAUUUAGCUCUUUUUUCCCCAGAGCACGCCUCAUAUAUAUAUAAGGUGCAUUAUAAAGCAAUUUUUGAUUGAAACAUAUUUAAUCUGUUGACAUGCAUGGACGUCCUCACUUUGAUAAAGCGUCCUCAUUUUGCUUACAUGUAUGAUCAGAAAGUAUUACAGAGCCUGUUGCUAAAGUAACUAAGUCUCCCUCUAGGAAAAUGGGGCUAAUUGCAAGUGGGUAGAAUGUCUUUCCCAACUUUUUCCCAAAACGCGGCUCAAAUUGCUAAAGAAAACUACAUGUAGAUUCUAUUGUGUAAUUGCUAUUGUAAAGCAUCCUUUUCUAAUCAUAAUACUGUAAGUCUAUUGUCGCUCUAUUGUUUAUCAUGUAGGGAGCAAAGACCAGUAAGUGUGUUGUCAGUUAAAUAAUAAAGAUUUUUAAAUGAUGUCUUUAGUUGUAUAUGUAUUUUCAUGACGGAAAAUUUAUUGGUUUGAUAAGGUGAAUAAUUUACCAUCAGACAUUUUUUGGCUUGUGACUUACAUGUACAGUGUUAUUAUUUUAAUUUUGUUUAGACAUUACAAAUUGUUUCUGGUUACACUCUACUAUAAAAUAAAGCAUUCCACCUAAGAACCGAUCUUUUUUGUCCAAUUUUACUAUUUAUUUGUGAACUGUUUUGGCAACACCCAUAACAAAACAAUUUUGAAGGAUAUUGCCAAUAUUCAAAAUAUGCAAUCAGUUCAAAAACAUCUUACAGUUAACGAUUUGCUAAAUACAAUAAACGGAAAACAGGAGAAUUAACCAUGAUAAGAAUGAAAUAUUUAAUAAAGAAGAAAAAUGUAAAUUUUAAUUACUUAUGUGCAAUUAAUUGUAUACUGUGGUAAAAUUUGUUGUUUUUAACCAGGUUUUCCGAAGGAAAAAACUGGUUAUUAGAUUGGCGAAUGCGGGCGGGCUGGCUGGCUGGUGGGCGGGCGGAACAAGCUUGUCCGGGCCAUAACUAUGUCGUUCAUUGUCAGAUUUUAAAAUCAUUUGGCACAUUUGUUCACCAUCAUUGGACGGUGUGUCGCGCGAAAUAAUUACGUCGAUAUCUCCAAGGUCAAGGUCACACUUUGAGUUCAAAGGUCAAAAAUGGCCAUAAAUGAGCUUGUCCUGGCCAUAACUAUGUCAUUCAUUGUGAGAUUUUAAAAUCAUUUGGCAUAUUUGUUCACCAUCAUGGGACGGUGUGUCGCACGAAAGAAUCACGUCAAUAUCUCCAAUGUCAAGGUCGCCACGACUAAAAAUAGAUUAAAAAAAAAAAAAAACUUACAAAGGGGGUUAAUUUUGUUUGUUCAUUUCAAAAGUUCAGUUUGAGUUUUCUCCCUUUAUCAUAUUUUUUUUUCACAAUGAAAACCUGGUUUUGUGACAAUUUUGUCCCUUGUGUAAAUAUUAUUUUAUUGUUAUUUUUAUGUGAGAAAAAUGUAAAUAACACUAUAUAAUUGUAUAUGGUAUAAUAUGUGCAGUACAUUUAUUAUAUGUAUGGGCAGAUGUAUAUUAUUGAACAUUUUAAUAGACAAUCAUAUACAUUCAUGUUAUGGGAUGUACAUUAUACAAGUGUCUACUACUAUAUAUUCAAAACCAAUUAUAUAAAACAAAAUUGUUGUAAUAAUUGCAUAUUUGUAAUGUAAUAUAUUUUACCAAUUUUAUAAAAUGUAACUGCAUAAUUGUUUUAAACGUACGUUAUUAACAGCAUCAGAGUUCAUAUCAGUUCUUUAUGAUGUACUUGUAAAUCUUUGCAAACUAUGCCUUUCAGUUUUAUUUAUUUUUACUCCAUAUCGUUGCUGUCGUGUUCAAACCUCGUAGCUACAAAAUGCAAAGUUUUCAGGAGAGAGAAAAAAACGUCUCAUUUUUUUAUAACGAUGUUUUAGAAAAAGAAAUUCUGUAAAAAUACCAAACAAAUGAAGCUGCAAAAUACGGUAUAAGCCAUAGACGCGUAAGUCAUACUGAUAAGUCAUACUGAUUUUCAGAAAUGGUAGCUACGAUAUUUUGUCACCACAGUUGUGUCAUUUGUAUGAGCACGGAGCGUCCGUGGUAUGAGGUACGACAAUUCGUCCUGAUAGGAAACCUCGUAGCUGCAAAUAUAAAAACGUUUUUGUCAAAUUUGUCCAAACGAAAUGACGUACCUAUAGAUGAAAUGACGUCGCUAGACUUUUCGCCGGAAAAAAAGCCAACAAUAAAGCUACAACAUUUCGUCACGUGCAUUUUUCAAGGGCUCUGAUUGGCGUAGAGCUACGAGAUAUAGCACAAAACACGCACCAGACUUCAUAUAUUCGGAAAAGACGAAAAAACAUUUUUGAACAUUUUGAAGCUACAAGGUUUGAGAACGACAGCGACGAUAUAUAAAAUCAGUGAACAAACCAUUAAAUUCUUUUAAUAUUGUGGCUUUAUUAGUGUGUCAAAUACAGACUUUUUAUUUAUUGGAUUUUUUUUUUCUUGACUACACCUUUGUAAGCAACUUGUCUUGUACACACUUACAAAUCAUUAAUGUCACUACUUGUAAAGUACAAAUAACACAUUUUGGUAAAGGUUAACAUUUAUGAAUAUUGUAUUAUUAUCAUUUCCUUUAUUCUCACUUGUUAUGAUUUGCAUCAGGUACUUGUGUGGUGAAUAAAUAUCAGUAUAGGUUGAUUUUACAAAUCUGAUUGAAAUAAAUUUAGAUUUGUUUAUUAAAAUUGAAACAAACUUGAAAAAGUUAUUGUAUUUUAUGGAUGACAAAACCUUAUUUGUUGUUUUUUUUCAAUAAAAAAAAGCUUGUUUUAAAUGACAAUUGUUAUUAUAAUUGGCCUCAUUCUCAAUUAACUGGGCUUAAUGCAUAUGGGUCAAGUGUCGUCCAAGAUUAAACUGUGCAGUCUCAACAGGCUGAUCAGACACAUUUUACACCUAGCCUGCAAUCAGACACAUUUUACACCUAGCCUGCAAUCAGACACAUUUUACACCUAGCCUGCAAUCAGACACAUUUUACACCUAGCCUGCAAUUUUGUUUAGAAGAGACUUCUUUCAAACAAACAAAUUCCAUACAAGUGGAUAGCUACCUUUGGGAACUUGCAUGAAGCCCAAUUUUCUCAGAUUGAAGCUGAAUUAUAAAUCUGUAUAAAGAUGUUGCAUAGCAACUGCUUGGCUGUACACUGCAAGUGACCAUGACAACCAUGCUUCUCAAUGGUGCUUAUUUGUCUGUGAGUUUAGUUUGUGCAUGCUCAUCUAUUGGAUAUUGUUCUGUUAAUGUUGUGAGACAAUGUAUAUGCCAUAUGUGUCCAGUGUAGCUCCGCACAAGUUGCACAUUCACCCAGCCUGGUCAGGAGCAACCCUGUCCGGUAUGAAUUCAUGCAAGAUUUUGUGGUUUUAUUACCGUACAUUAUGACUUUUCAACAGAGAUACAAGAUAUAUCUGGAGCUUCAAUGUCCUAAAGUUGAUUUUCUUAUGAGGCAUUAUUAUAAUACCAGUCACCCAACACGUGUGUUGUAUGUUUGUUUAUGUAAAUAAUAGACUAGAUAAUAAUAAUAAUAAUAAUGGCAUGCUGGGUCUUUUAGUCUGAUGAUGACAAUAACAUGGUGCAUUAAGGUAAACAAGCCCUGUUUUUAACUUGAAUUUUUAUCAUAAUUGUGUACAUGUUUAUAUGUCUUUGAUUUACUUACAUUUUCCACCGUACAGUAUAAUUAUAUAUGAUUGUAUAUUUGUGUGUAGUAUAUAUAGAUUGUACAUAUUUAUUAAAAAUAAAUGUAUUUCUGUUUGUUCACUUUAAGGACACUUGCUUUUCCUUUCAGUGUACAACUGUGUACUGAAGUUAAAUUUCAAAACAAAUUCACUGUUCAGCUACUUUUAUAUAUAGAGAGAGAUAUGCUUGUGUUCAAUUUACUUACUUCCUAAAAAUGAAGAAAUUGUACAAAACAUUAGAUAUUAGGUCUUUCUAGAUAUUAACACAGUACAUAUGAGUCUGGCUAUUUGACAAAAGUUUAAUGAAUGUGCGUAUAGUCCCAUAUUAAGCUGUGCAAUCUGCACAGGCUUAUAAGGUACUACACUUUUAUUGUAUUUAUAGUUUAAAGAAAGUCUAUUCUUAGUGAAAAUCCAGUUUAGGCAGAAAGUGUCGUCUAUGAUGAGUCUGUGCGGACUGCACAGGCUAAUCUGGGGAAACACUAAGCACAUGCAUUAAACACUUUUCUCACAGCGUGAGACUUUUAUGUCUUUAUUUUAUCACUGUUCCAAUUUGUGUUUUAUUUUUAACAGACAUACUGUCCAUGUUUAUUUUCAAAUAAACUUUUGCUGUUGUGUCCUCCAGUAUUUUUAAUGAAUGUUGUACACCCAAAUUUGGGGCAUGUUUCACAUGUUCAUAAUCUUAUACUAUACAUUAAUAAAGAAAAACAUUCCUAA